This is a messenger RNA of Diceros bicornis minor, 1046 nucleotides long. RefSeq names its product Cbp/p300 interacting transactivator with Glu/Asp rich carboxy-terminal domain 1 (gene CITED1). The record is from RefSeq and is a predicted model, not a curated record. Bases 306 to 971 code for a protein of 221 amino acids. Gene Ontology annotation, cellular component: nucleus. The transcript is spliced from 4 exons. Gene Ontology annotation, biological process: regulation of DNA-templated transcription; melanocyte differentiation. NCBI's taxonomy places the organism in Eukaryota, Metazoa, Chordata, Mammalia, Perissodactyla, Rhinocerotidae.
GCACGGCGCGGUGCGGCGGCGGCGCGGCGCGGCGGUGCGGGCUUUUCCCAGGCGCCCCGGGGUCGGGUGGCACUGAGCGCGACCGGCUCGCGGCGGCGGUGGCGGCGUGCGUGCCAGGGGCUGGGGGCUCCGCCGCUUCACCCGCGGCUCACCGGGCUCCGCGCUUCCCUCUCUCCAGGGCAGGCGGCUUCGCGGAGUUUUCAGGUGGCGAAACUGACUGGUCUGGUUAGAGCGCGUCCAAACCAAGCCGCAGUACUCUUUGGAUUUUUAAAUUUCUCCUUCUGAGUGAGAAAAUAGCAAUCGAGAUGGAGCCAUCCGCACAACAGCUCCAGCUGCCAGCAUCACCUCCCACCAAUUUAUCCAACUUCUGCCAAGGCUCUGAAAUGCCAACUAUGUCGAGACCUGCACUUGAUGUCAAAGGUGGCACCUCACCUGUGAAGGAGGAUGCCAACCAAGAGAUGAGCUCCCUGGCCUACUCUAACCUGGGGAUGAAAGAUCGCAAAGCAGUGGCCAUUCUGCACUACCCCGGGGUAGCCUCGAAUGGAACCAAGGCCAGUGGGGCUCCCACUAGUUCCUCGGGAUCUCCAUCUCCAAUAGGCUCUCCUACCGCCACCCCUCCCACUAAACCCCCACCCUUCAACCUGCACCCUGCCCCUCACCUGCUGGCCAGUAUGCAGCUGCAGAAACUUAAUAGCCAGUAUCAUGGGAUGUCCGCCGCCACUCCGGGCCAACCCGGGGAGGCAGGGCCCCUGCAAAACUGGGGCUUUGGGGCUCAGGUGGGAGGGGCGGGGUCACUCUCUCCUUCUACCGGUGCCCAGAGCCCUGCUAUCAUUGAUUCGGACCCAGUGGAUGAAGAGGUGCUGAUGUCGCUGGUGGUAGAACUGGGACUGGACCGAGCGAAUGAGCUUCCGGAGCUGUGGCUGGGGCAGAAUGAGUUUGACUUCACUGCGGACUUUCCAUCUGGCUGCUGAUGCCAACAGUCCCUAAAGAUGGAGGAAUAAAGCCACCAAUUCUGUUGUAAAUAAAAAUAAAAGUUACUUACAGAG